Messenger RNA from Punica granatum (pomegranate), 1566 nucleotides. The record is from RefSeq and is a predicted model, not a curated record. Lineage: Eukaryota; Viridiplantae; Streptophyta; Magnoliopsida; Myrtales; Lythraceae.
UUUCCGUUCCGUUUCGCAAUUGAAUUUCUUUCUUUCCCCAUCCUCGAAGAAACGUUUGCUUCGGCUCGAACUUCGUCAGAGGCAGAGUCGGGGAACGUCAGACAUGACGAUUCCUCUCGAAGAAUCUUCACUGCCCUCCCUGUUGAUCGAUCUUCCCAAUCUCUUGUUUAAAAGGGUUCGCGGGUCUUCUUGCAUUCCGCAUUCUUGCGAGUUAUCUGCGCAAUUUUCAUCUACUGAGUGUAAUUUUGGGUUACAAUUGAAAUGGCGGGCAUGGAAAGUUCAGAAGGUGGGGGGAGAAAGAAGGUGGUGGUGGUCGGCGGCGGCGUUGGUGGGUCUUUCGUCGCCAAGUCCCUACAGUUCACUGCCGAUGUCGUCCUCAUUGACCAGAAAGAGUACUUUGAGAUAACCUGGGCGAGCAUGAGGGCGAUGGUCGAACCAUCUGUUGCCGAGAGAUCUGUGAUCGAGCACAGUGAUUACUUCAUCAAUGGACAAAUUGUCACUUCUGCAGCCGUGGACAUCACAGAGAGAGGAGUAGUUACUGAAAAUGGGAAUCUACUUCCGUACGACUAUCUCGUUGUUGCCACAGGACACAGAGAAUCGGUCCCGAGGAGUCGGAGAGAAAGAAUUGCUCAGUACCAGGAAGAAUUUGAAAAGAUAAAGUCUUCAAACUCGAUCCUAAUCAUCGGAGGAGGCCCCACUGGUGUAGAACUUGCUGGUGAAAUUGCCGGUGACUUUCCCGAGAAGAAGAUUACUCUAGUCCAUCGAGGUUCGAGGUUGUUGGAAUUCAUUGGGCCCAAGGCUUCCCAGAAGACAUUGGAUUGGCUGACAGCAAAGAAGGUCGAAGUGAUCCUAGGUCAAUCGGUUGAUCUGGACUCUGCAUCAGAUGGUCUAUAUCGAACUUUUGAUGGAGAAACCAUAAGAGCUGAUUGCUAUUUCUUAUGCAUUGGGAGGCCUGUUGGUUCUUCGUGGCUUAAGGAGACCUUGCUUGGUGGCAGCUUAGAUGAUUGUGGGAGGUUGAUGGUUGAUGAGAACAUGAGGGUCAAAGGUCACCAGAAUGUGUUCGCCAUUGGAGAUAUCACUGAUGUUCCCGAACUCAAGGAAGGCUACUUGGCCGUGGCUCAUGCUGAAGUAACAGUCAAGAACUUGAAAGUACUGAUGAGUGGAGUUAAAGAGAGCAAGCUUGCCGCUCACAAACCCGGGUCCACAAUGGCCAUAGUUUCGCUUGGGAGGAAAGAGGCAGUGGCCCAAUUUCCGUUCAUGACCAUAAGCGGGUUCCUCCCAGGCAAGAUUAAGUCCGGGGAUCUCUUCAUUAGAAAGACAACGAAGAAGCUCGGACUCAAAUCUAAGUGAUGAGGAAAGAGAGGGAGGAGAAGAUGGAGGACUCAGAUCUUCGUUCAUGGAUAGUUUAACGUACAUGUCACUUGAGUGUGUCAGCUGUGCUCGUGUAUGUAGUAAUGUAAGAUUGAUCUUAUUCCAUUUAUGUUGUUGAAGGGCAUUUGCAGUUUUGGCGCAUUCUAAAUGAUGUCGUAGGCGAACCUUUCAAUGGACAUCUGCAAGUGUUCAGUA